Messenger RNA from Beta vulgaris subsp. vulgaris (sugar beet), 3047 nucleotides. Its product is annotated as BTB/POZ domain-containing protein At2g13690. Lineage: Eukaryota; Viridiplantae; Streptophyta; Magnoliopsida; Caryophyllales; Amaranthaceae. The coding region runs from base 1153 to 2829 and encodes 558 amino acids. The record is from RefSeq and is a predicted model, not a curated record. The transcript is spliced from 2 exons.
GGUGAGAAGGAGAAGGUAAAAAAUUAUAGAGAAAAAUGAUGUAUAAAUAUUUUUAGAGAGAGAAAGGUGAGGAGGAGAAGUGUUUUUUUUUGUUCUGAAAUAUAUCAAUAUGGGUAUCAUUUUAUAGAGGGGAAAAAAAUAUGAAUUUUGGUAUUUUUUUUUUUUGGAAAUACGAAUUUUCUGGGAAAUUCCGUGGAAAUUUCCACGAAAUUUCCCAAAAAGAACACAGCAGCAGCCACGUGGCAGCUUGCCACUGGCUGGCUGUGUGUGACUAGGCUGAUUUUGUCUUCCAUUCACACGGUUCAUUUGCUGAUGGAUUUGUUCACAUGGUGAUGGAUGACAAAACAUGUCAUUUGGUGAUAGGUUUUCUAUCACCAAUGGGAUGCAUGUUUUUUUUGUUCAACCCAAAUUUUCUGAUUUUGGUGAUGAGUUAUGUCACCAUUGGGAGUGCUCUAAUGCUAACAAAAUGUUAUAUCAGUCUGCUACUUAAAUAAGAAAUAACUACUACAAUAUGACUUACAAAUCAUUUUAUCCCCAUCAUCAAAUGACUUUUCUAAUUACAUCAUGUCAGAUCCGAUAGAUACACGUAUGUGUAAGAAGUCCAACCAUUACAUAACCUAAAAGAAAACUAUUACAAAUAUUCAAUCAAAUGUAUCAUCCAUAAGUUUUCAUUUAUUUAUUGAGGGUGGUUGCAAGAUCAUGGCAUAGCUUAGGUCUAAUGUCAAUUCAUAUCACCUUUUCCUAUUACAUAUUACACACUAAAACAACUACAUUACUCACUAAUUUUUAAACCAAACAUCUUCCCAUAACUUAAGCCCUCAAAACAAAAACAAAAACAAAAACAAAAACAAAAACAGUACAUUAUUAGCUGAUUAGCUCAUCUCAUGUCCAACAAGAAGACACAUAUACCCACAAUUACAAAAAUAAAACCACCCAAACAAACAAUAUAAUCCAAGAAUCUCUCAAACUAUUCCAAACUUCAAUACUCAAUUACUGUCACUCUUCACUCUUCACUACACCAGCACCAGCUUCUCUCUCUCUCUCCUCUUUUCCUUUCCAGCUCACAACCCUAAAUCAACAAAAAUUAUUUUCUUUCUUCUCAAAUUUGCUCUGCAAUUUCUGUGAUCGAUCCAAAAAACUGUGUUUUUUUUCAUGGAUUCCUCAACUUCUCAUCGGAAUCCUCGUCGCCGGGAACCUCAAACUCGCCGGAAAACCGCCAUUAAAGCUUCUUCAUCUUCUUCUUCAUGGUGUUGCUCUUUUAAAAGCCCUCCUAAAUCACCUGAAACUCUUUCUCUCUCCUCCUCAAAAGCCCAUCACAAAAUAGUGGGACCCGCCUCAGAAACCUUGUCAAAGUCCCUAAAUUCGUUCCCUAACUCUCCUCAGAGCUCCAAAUCUGGGUUAAGUUUAGUGGGUCGAAUCGACCGUCGUAGGAUUCUCUCUCCUGGGCGAGUUUCACCCAUUGAUUCUGACAUGAUCCCGCCUAAAAUUAGCAAUGUGGGUCAGGAGCAGGAACUGAGUCGUGAACUGGGUUCAACUCGGAAGGUUGAGUUAGAGGAAGAAACAGAAAAUGGGGGUGAAAAUGAUGAUGAAGAUGUGGUUAGUGAGGAGGGUUUGGUUGAAUUUGAUGUGAGGUUGAGUUUGAAGGGUAAAUAUGGUGGUGGGUGUUUGGUUUUGGAGCUGAAUUCCAAGAUUUUGGGGGAAAAUAGUUUGGUUUUUGAUGGGUUGAUUAAGGAUUCUAAGAAGAGUGGUGGGUUUUGUAGGAUUGAGGUUCCUGAGGUUGAAAAUUUGGGUGUUUUCAGGGAGACUAUUGAGCUUAUGUUUGAAGAGGAUGUUACCAAGAAGCUUAUCAAGAUUGGAGCUUUUCGCGCUAUCGAUGUUCUUGAGGUUUCUGCAAGCAUCAAGUUCAACAGAGGUGUUGUCUCCUGCUUAAAGUAUCUCGAGGCUGUUCCUUGGACCGAAGAAGAGGAGGAAAAGCUAAGGAGACUCUUCACAAGGUUCAACUUUGAUGAUGCCACUAAUAAUGAGAUAUUCUCUAGGCUCAACCUCAAUGAUUCUAAUUCCCCUCAGCAAAAUUUGGCACGCCAGAUUGUUUGUUCCAUCACCACAUGUAGCAACACCAAAGCAAGAAAUGAGCUCAAAUCCAUGGUUAAGGGUCUGUUAUCCAAAAGCUCAGUCUAUGAGAAAGACCAUCUUGACAUUACCAAAGAUGAUCUUUACUCCAUCUGUCAGUGCUGUCUAUCUUGCUUGGUUACCCUGUUCCAGGAGGCCACUGACACCACCACCCCUCUUGAGCAAGGUAGUAGCAAAAAGAACGAAGGAAAACCCUUGAUUGAAUCUAUCUCAUGGCAGGUUGAAAACAUCAAUUGGUUGCUAGAAAUCUUACUUGAUCGUCAGAUGGCAGAAGAUUUCGUUGAUUUAUGGGCGAAUCAGAAGGAUUUGCUUGAGAUGCACCAAAAAGCAUCUCCGAUGUUGAGAUAUGAACUAAGCCGUGUCUCAGCAGUUCUAUUUGUCGCGAUGGGUACAAGGAAACUGCAAUGCGGGGCUGAGUUGAGAUAUGGGCUUCUCCACUCGUGGUUUAGUCCCAUGCUUCUAGACUUUGGCUGGUUGCAGAGGUGUAGAAAGGGAUUGAGUGUGAGGGAAUUGGAAGAAGCUAUGGGUCAAGCCCUCCUUACACUUCCUUUGAAGCACCAAUAUGCAUUGUUCAUGGAAUGGUUUAGAUGUUUCUCUAAGCAUGGAACUGAAUGCCCUAAUCUAAGCAAAGCUUUCCAGAUUUGGUGGCGUAGAUCCUUCUUGAAAGGCUCAGAAAGUCAUGCAAUUGAAUCGAGAUAGCUGGAUUUUUUUGUAAGUUUUUCUUCUUUUUUUGGCGACCUGUGUAAUGUUGCAAUGUUGUAGGUUUGGGUUUGUAGCUCAACAUUGUAUGUGUGUAGAAAGUGUGAAGCUUUAGAGCAAGGCAUUUAUUAUUGACCCUUGUUCUCAUCAGGAGUUGAUUGUUUUCUCUGUGAAAGGAAGAAAUUGAUUCUGGUAAUGAACAUUUUAACUGAAACGAA